AUGGCAGUGCUGAUCAAAGAGGAAGUUCAAAAGCAGAUUGAUGCAGGUUUUCUUGUUACAUCAGAAUACCCUCAAUGGUUAGCCAACAUAGUACCUGUUCCCAAGAAGGGUGGCAAGGUUCGAAUGUGUGUCGAUUAUCGAGAUUUGAACAAAGCCAGCCCUAAAGAUGAUUUCCCUUUACCCCACAUUGAUAUACUGAUCAAAAUGGCACCUGAGGACAUGGAAAAGACCGCAUUUAUUACACCUUGGGGUACGUUCUGCUAUAGAGUGAUGCCUUUCGGUUUGAAGAACGCUGGUGCUACUUACCAAAGAGCCAUGACAACCCUCUUCCACGAUAUGAUGCAUAAAGAGAUUGAAGUUUAUGUUGAUGAUAUGAUUGCCAAGUCUAACACCGAAGAAGAUCACGUGGUAUACUUAUUGAAGUUGUUUGAGCGUUUGAGAAAAUACAAGCUCCGCUUGAACCCAAACAAAUGCACUUUUGGUGUUAGAUCUGGAAAGCUGUUGGGUUUCAUUGUCAGCCAGAAGGGCAUUGAAGUCGAUCCGGACAAAGUUAGAGCUAUCCGUGACAUGCCCGCACCGAGGACUGAGAAACAAGUCAGAGGUUUCCUUGGGCGUUUGAACUACAUCUCCAGGUUUAUAUCUCACAUGACUGCCGCAUGUAGGCCAAUCUUCAAGUUGCUUCGGAAAGAUCAGAGCAUUGUAUGGAAUGAUGAUUGCCAGAAAGCUUUUGACAGUAUCAAAGAGUAUUUACUUGAACCUCCUAUCUUGAUCCCACCAGUGGAGGGUAGACCCCUAAUCAUGUACCUAACUGUUUUGGAAGAGUCUAUGGGUUGUGUCCUUGGACAACAAGAUGAUACUGGAAGGAAAGAACAUGCCAUCUAUUAUUUAAGCAAGAAGUUUACUGAUUGUGAAUCCCGCUAUACGUUACUUGAGAAGACCUGUUGCGCUUUGGCUUGGGCAGCAAAACGUCUCCGAAGGAUUGCUCGCUGGCAGAUGUUACUGUCUGAAUAUGACAUAGAGUACCGUGCGCAGAAAGCUAUCAAGGGAAGCAUUUUAGCGGAUCACUUGGCUCACCAGCCUAUUGAAGAUUAUCAAACAGUUAAAUUUGAUUUCCCCGAUGAAGAUGUCAUGUAUCUGAGGAUGAAAGAUUGUGAAGAGCCAGGCCCUGAGGAGGGACCUGAACCUGUAUCCCGGUGGGGUUUGGUAUUUGAUGGAGCUUCUAAUUCUUUUGGCCAUGGAGUUGGGGCAGUCAUCAUUACUCCCCAUGGUUCUCACGUUCCAUUUACCGCUAGAAUUUGUUUUGAGUGCACGAACAAUAUAGCAGAGUAUGAGGCUUGUAUCAUGGGUCUUGAGGAAGCUAUUGACUUGAGAAUUAAAAUUCUCGACGUGUAUGGAGAUUCGUCAUUGGUAAUCAAUCAGAUCAAAGGUGAAUGGGAAACUCGUCAUCCGGGGUUGAUCCCAUACAGAGACUAUGCUAGACGUUUGCUACCGUUCUUCGACAAAGUUACUUUCCAUCAUAUACCUAGAGACGAAAACCAGAUGGCAGAUGCUCUGGCCACCUUGUCUUCCAUGUACAAAGUGAACGCCCAUAAUGAAGUGCCUCGCAUUACAAUUAGACGCCUCGAUAGGCCUGCCCAUGUCUUCACAACGGAAAUUGAAAUAGAUAACAAACCAUGGUAUCAUGAUAUAAAGUGUUUCCUCAAAAAUCAUGAAUACCCACCUGAGGCGUCAAGUAAAGACAAAAAGACGUUGAGAAGAUUGGCAUUCAAUUUCUUCCUCAACGGAGAUGUUUUGUACAAAAGGAAUUAUGACAUGGUUUUGCUCAGAUGCGUGGAUAAGCACGAGGCAAACAUGUUGAUGAAAGAAGUUCACGAAGGUUCUUUUGGUACUCAUGCCAAUGGUCAUUCCAUGGCUAAGAAGAUGCUUCGGGCAGGCUAUUAUUGGUUGACAAUGGAGUCUGAUUGUUUCCAGUUUGUGAAGAAGUGCCACAAAUGUCAAAUUUAUGCCGAUAAGAUACACGUGCCCCCAACUUUGCUCAACAUCAUUUCUUCCCCAUGGCCAUUCUCUAUGUGGGGAAUUGAUAUGAUUGGCAUGAUUCAACCCAAAGCUUCGAAUGGUCAUCGAUUUAUAUUGGUCGCCAUUGAUUACUUCACCAAGUGGGUUGAAGCGGCCUCAUACGCCAAUGUGACCAAACAAGUAGUUGUCAAGUUCAUCAAAAACCAAAUCAUCUGCAGAUAUGGUGUUCCGAAUAAGAUCAUCACCGAUAAUGGCUCUAACUUGAACAAUAAUAUGAUGAGGGAACUCUGUGAAAGCUUCAAGAUCGAGCAUCACAACUCUUCUCCAUACAGACCUAAGAUGAAUGGUGCUGUCGAAGCUGCUAACAAAAAUAUUAAGAAGAUCUUGCAAAAAAUGGUGGUUACAUAUAGGGAUUGGCAUGAGAUGCUUCCUUUUGCCUUACAUGGAUACCGUACGUCUGUCCGAACUUCAACAGGGGCAACUCCUUUCUCUUUGGUCUAUGGGAUGGAAGCAGUACUCCCAGUAGAAGUAGAGAUCCCGUCAAUGAGAGUCUUGAUGGAAGCCAAGUUGACUGAGGCUGAAUGGUGUCAAAACAGGUUUGAUCAGCUGAAUCUAAUUGAGGAAAAGAGAUUGACAGCUCUGUGUCAUGGUCAACUAUAUCAGAGAAGAUUAAAGAAGGCAUUCGACAAGAAGGUCAAACCUCGAGAGUUUAGAGAAGGUGACCUUGUACUCAAGAAGGUCUUGUCCUUUCAACCUGAUCCUAGGGGCAAGUGGGCGCCAAAUUAUGAAGGUCCAUAUGUUGUUAAGAAGGCUUUCUCUGGAGGCGCCAUGAUCCUAGCAACCAUGGAUGUUUGUACAAAUGUUAAUAUUCAGAAACUUGAAUCAGGCAAUAUGAUUUGGACUCUUUUUUCAGUUUACCAGUAG
Molecule: messenger RNA, 2940 nt
Organism: Vicia villosa (hairy vetch)
Lineage: Eukaryota; Viridiplantae; Streptophyta; Magnoliopsida; Fabales; Fabaceae
Exons: 4
Coding region: 1-2940 (979 amino acids)
Biological process (GO): DNA integration
Molecular function (GO): RNA-DNA hybrid ribonuclease activity; nucleic acid binding
Source: RefSeq, a predicted model, not a curated record